CCCAACGUCCCUCCCUUUUUGUUCACUUCACUGUGAUUGGAGUUAAACUAACCAGAUUGAAGGAAUGUCCGGAACAGCAAUUUCGAAGCUUCUUAGAGAGCCUCGUCUCGUCAAUCGAAAAUUUCAGGCCAGGCCUCAACAUGAAGGUGUUGGAGCCGUUGUUCGUCGAAGCAUCGGACGGUUUGAGUUGAAAUACUUCGAUCCUUUUCUCGCCUUAGAUGAAUUCUCAGUUUCUGCUCCUGCCGGAUUUCCCGACCAUCCACACAGAGGGUUCGAGACGGUUACAUACAUGUUGCAGGGAGCUGUUACCCACGAAGAUUUUGAGGGGCACAAGGGUACGAUAAGAGCCGGCGAUUUACAGUGGAUGACCGCCGGAAGAGGGAUUGUGCACUCGGAAAUGCCGGCAGCCGAAGGAACUCAAAAGGGUCUACAAUUGUGGAUCAAUCUUUCUUCACAACACAAAAUGAUUGAACCAAGAUAUCAAGAGAUACAAAGCAAAAAUGUUGCUGAAGCAGAAAACGAUGGCAUCAAAGUGAGAGUGAUAGCAGGCGAGGCCUUGGGAGUAGAAUCACCCAUUUACACAAGGACGCCAACAAUGUAUUUGGAUUUCACUCUAAAGCCAGGGGCUCAUCUCCAACAACCGAUCCCACCAACCUGGAACUCAUUUGUCUACGUCUUAGAAAGCGAAGGCAUCUUUGGCAGUCUGAAAUCCCCAUCGACUACACCCCAUCAUCUUCUUCUUUUGGGUUCCGGGGAUGGUGUUGAAGCAUGGAACAAGUCUUCCAAGCCUCUGAGAUUCAUCUUGGUUGGAGGGCAACCGUUGGGCGAACCUGUGGCACAGUUUGGGCCUUUUGUCAUGAACACUCAAGAAGAGAUUGACAAAACAAUUGAUGAUUAUCAGCAAUACACCAAUGGAUUCGAGAAAGCCAAGAAUUGGAGAUCACAAUCCAUGCUUGAACUUGAUUUGUAAUUUGCUUCAGAUUUAUAAUUUAUAAUUUCUUGCUCCUGCUUGUUUUCAGGAGAAGAAAAUAAACAGCGGAUAGCAUAGGGUCGCUAUUGUAAGUCUCUGAAGAUUACAGUACACAAUGUCUUUUACUUUAUUACUGGUAAAAUGAUUAUAUGAAUCUUGAAAUUUGUUGAAA
Molecule: messenger RNA, 1142 nt
Organism: Nelumbo nucifera (sacred lotus)
Lineage: Eukaryota; Viridiplantae; Streptophyta; Magnoliopsida; Proteales; Nelumbonaceae
Product: pirin-like protein
Source: RefSeq, a predicted model, not a curated record